AUGUCAGCCAACGCAGCCGGUACGCCGGCGCCAGACCGUCGAGACUCCGCGAAGGUCGCCGACGGCCUCAGAGGAAGCCCCGCCUCCCACACGAACGGUCACGAACAAGUAGUACGCCAGGGCCACCAGAGACUGGUCUUCACUGACCCCGUUGCCCUGCGAUACCUCGAAGAAGACCCCUCCACCGACGUCCUCCACCGCCGCUCCACCCUGCAAGGUUAUGAAAUCUAUAUUGUCGAACAAUGGGCCUGCUCUCGGGUGCAUCCGACCUUUGUUAUUUCAACCUAUACUGGAGACCCAUCGCAUACAGUCAUUGUUGGGGUACUCAGCGUACCAACAGAUGAAACCACAUGGUCACCUCGCCUGCGGAUGUACUUUGACGCUGUCAAGCAAUACCAUGCUCGACAGAAGGAGACCCCUCUCGGCACAGUCAUGGUCACAGACUUGGGGACUUUUCCAUCGGCCCUUACUGUCAUUCCAGUCCCACAAGGCGAUGUCAAGAAACACCGGGAGGAUUUCAUUGUGAACGAGGACUUGAAGCGAUUGGGUUGCGCUGGACGGGCAGGCCUCAAACUCCAGUCUCCAUUACCGGCCACAGAAGCAAAGUUCCAUCAACUUUACCGAACAAAUGAGCGGGUUCCUCUUUAUAAUGCGGUAAUAGAGUUGGUAAAGCAGUGUCAAAUUGCCUUGAUGGUGUUUGACAAACUAGCGCCGGAAUAUGUGGACGGUCUCCUGUGCGAUGUGACCGAAGCAGCAAUUAGUGACUGGUGGGCUGAUAUCGGGUCAGAACUGUAUAACAUUGAACCAAGUGAUGGUAUGCUGGGACCAACCACCGUGUCUGCCCUCCUCGGAACACUGCUUGGUGCUCGAAAUCGACUCCAUGCAUAUGGAGCUCCUGUGGGGAAGGACGCCUUUGAUAUCGACAACCUGAAACGGGGUAUCAGUGGUUUCCAGAAAUCUCAGAAAAUGAGUCGAACAAGGAGGCUAGAUCGGCGAACCUUAGAUCGGUUACAUCGCGCUACGGCUAAGGCUGCUAAUGCGGAAGGGUGGACCGAUGCUGUCAAAUCAACGAUGGCCGAGCUCAGUGGUCAAGGUGGUGAGAUGGUCAUGGGGAUGGUUCGUGGACGUGAGAAGGGUGGAAUUGCAGACAUUGAAACACUUGACAUCGAUACCUUUAUCCAGUGCUGUUACGGAUCAAGAGCAAAGUGGCUGUGGCUGGGAAAACUCCGCAAGAGCGGUCAUGAUGACUCGUUCACGCGUGCCCCAACGUCGGACAUGAUGUUUACCACAGAUGACCAGGGCGGCUAUGUUUGGACAAGUCGGAAGAAGCACUCUGGAGAGGACUUGCACGCGGAACGAGUGACCUCUAGCCUUGAACGACAGUGGAAGCCGUCGGAAAUGCUAGCCGCCGAAGAAAAAGAACACCGGAAGAAGGGUGUUAGCGGAAGGGUGUCGGAUGCUCGGGCUGGCCUGGGCCGUUUCAAGGACGCAGUGGGCUUGCCUGGUCUGCGAUCUCAUCACCACAAACAUUCCCGUGACGGCUCGGAACUAAUGCAUGAUAUUGCGUAUCGCCCAUCCAUAGACAGUGAUACUGAGCCCUCAAUCACCAAAACAAGAACCACCACUGGUCUGACAUCUGACUCAAAGGUUGACGGAGAGUUGGAAUAUCGACCUGAGGAUGACCAGAGCCAACCAUCCGCUCGGGCGGAAUCAGUGCCCGAUAUCAAGCCCCCAGAGAUUCACAUCGAGUCUGCGCCUACAGACACAGAGCCAGAAUUGCAGACGCAGCAACAAGAUCACCUUCCGGUUCCAACAACCCUCCCCGGGGUGGAAGAAGAAUCGGAUCUAGAGCGCACUGCAACACGGUCUACCGCCGCAUCAAGCGAGCCGGGAGACCCAGAAGACCCAAGGCCAAAUUUAGCUUUGAUGUCUCUCCGGCGAGCCCAAAGCUGCGAAGAGCUCCGAAGUAGUGAAAUCGACCCCCGGCGCUGUGAUGAACGAUGCCCGAGGCAUCUUUCCUUUAGUAAUGUGGAAGAAGUGAUCCACGCAUCCAAGCCACUGGUUGAACAGCCGAGAGUCGAUAACUGGGCCACUUUGGAAGAAGCCAUUGCCCAAGAAGACAUCCUGGCAUCCGAUGCUCGUAUCUUCAGCUCCCGAAUAUUGCAUUUGGCUGAGCAUACUGCUCCUUGGGUCGAGCGUCAAGUGGAUUCUGUGGAUGGCCUUAAUACCACACUCUAUGAUCAACACGAAGAGUUGAAUUCAGUCUACAUUGAUCGGUUUGGUGACUACCAAAAGCUUCGAGAAAGAUCCAGCGAUCUCUUGACCGAUGAGAGUUCCUAUUUGAAUGACAGUGUUAAGCGCGUCGAGCUACUUGGCGCUAAACUGGACUACGAGCUUCAUGUCCUCGAAUCUAAAGUCGAGGAUAUGGAGGAAGGAUUGACCGACUUUGAGCGACAUAUUGUCAACGUGGAAACCCGUGUUAAAGCUCUGCUUCAAGGCGAGGAAGAGCAUAGCGUCUCCUGGAUGACAUGGUUUCAACGAUCUUUCGGCUUCGCGGGGUCCGUAGGUUCCUCUGGCUCGUGA
Molecule: messenger RNA, 2583 nt
Organism: Penicillium longicatenatum
Lineage: Eukaryota; Fungi; Ascomycota; Eurotiomycetes; Eurotiales; Aspergillaceae
Product: putative Sin3 complex subunit (Stb2)
Exons: 1
Coding region: 1-2583 (860 amino acids)
Cellular component (GO): Sin3-type complex
Source: RefSeq, a predicted model, not a curated record